Molecule: messenger RNA, 1269 nt
Organism: Cyphellophora attinorum
Lineage: Eukaryota; Fungi; Ascomycota; Eurotiomycetes; Chaetothyriales; Cyphellophoraceae
Product: UDP-N-acetylglucosamine transporter yea4
Exons: 1
Coding region: 1-1269 (422 amino acids)
Biological process (GO): transmembrane transport
Cellular component (GO): endoplasmic reticulum membrane; Golgi membrane
Molecular function (GO): UDP-N-acetylglucosamine transmembrane transporter activity
Source: RefSeq, a predicted model, not a curated record
AUGGCUGCAAAGAGGAGGAAAAUUGAAGCCAACGGCGCUGCUACCACCAACGGAAACGCGCAGCUCAAUGGCCACGCGACGCCGAAGAAGCAGUCCGACUUGCAGAAGUCGGCCUCGAAGGAUGACAGCUCACGGACGACUGUCGACAUCCUGCGCAUCUUCCUUCCCACAUUCACUUUCAUCUUCGGCGGCUGCUGUUCCAAUGUCUACGCCCUGGAGGCGCUGAUCAAGACAUCGCCGUCCGCCGGCACACUCAUCACGGCUCUACAAUUCCUUGUCACCUCCCUCAUCACCCUUCCAGCCAAUGUCGAUGUACGAUCACCAGGACAAGGCUUCCUCCGAGCUCGCAAGAUCCCAUUGAAGAAAUGGAUUAUAUACACAGCAUACUUCCUAGCGAUCAAUAUUCUCAACAAUUGUGCCUUCGGCUACAGCAUCUCGAUACCUCUACACAUCAUUCUGCGUUCCGCUGGGCCGGUCACGACGAUGCUGGUCUUUUACUUCUACCGUGGGCGGAGAUAUCCCCCGAUGAAGGUCUUCGCUGUACUACUGCUUUUUGCCGGUGUCGUUGUUGCCGCGGCCGCGGACGCGUACUCCAAAACACCGGAGGCUUUCGAGUCGACACUGUCUACACAACCGACCGAGCCACCAUCUAGCAGGCUGCCAUGGAACUAUCUGCCUACGGGCGGAGCAUUGCGGGAGCAAGGCCCAGGCUUUCUGCUGCUGGCGGGCGCGCUGGUUCUGUCGGCGUUCAUGGGACUGUACUCGGAUGAGCUCUAUGGGAAGUAUGGUCGCGGUGCACAGAUCACGUCGGAGGGCCUCUUCUACUCACACGCGUUGAGCUUGCCUUUCUUCGCAGCUCAAACAAGCACGAUUUCGUCCUCAUUCAUGGACUUAAGUCAGAACUCAGUCCCGCUCUCUGCGACCUUCGCGUCUGGGACGUUCCCGAAAUUGCCGACCGUGCUGGCGUCGAUACCGACAGCUAUACCCAUGCUGAUGCUUAAUGCGGUCACGCAGUACAUCUGCAUCAAAGGCGUCAACCAGCUGUCGGCUAAGUCAAGCAGCCUGACGGUGAGUAUUGUGCUCAAUAUACGCAAGCUCGUCAGUCUACUGCUGUCGAUCUGGCUGUUUGGUAACCAGCUACCGGCCGGAGUCGUUGCGGGCGCCGUGCUGGUGUUCUUGGGUGGUGGUCUGUAUGCGGUGCCCACGGGCGGGCCUGGGAAAGUUCAAGCGGAUGCCUGCGUGGCCGGACGUGAGAAGAAAACGCGAUAA